AGAGUAGAGGUCUCACUGAUCAUAAACUUUGUUGUAGAAAAUCUAUAAUCACCGAAUGGCCGAAUAAUUCAGAGGCUAGGGUUGACACAUGUAUAUUGUGCUGUGUCCUGAGCCAUUUCUUAGAAUGUGCACACCAAAAGGGGGCGCCUACUCCCACUGACUGGACAUGAACUGUGGCAUUUUUUAAUGGCCCAAGGCUGCAUUAGAAAGGGGAGCACAGGAGCACAAGAACCUCGUGUGAUGAGUUGGCAACCCCUGCUUGCUGCGGCUCACCCAAGGGGCAUUCAUGCAAGAACAGGCGCUGGACAAAAUAAGAGACAGCAAACUCUUCAUUGGGUAAAAUACAGUUUUUUUAAAACGUUCUUUUCCAUCAUGGUGAUCUUCAAGCCAUGUCAGCCUGGGCAGAAAGCCAUAUUUACAAUUUCAAAAACCAUCAUUGCUUGUCGUGAUAUAAGACCCGACUUCACAAAAGUUUGAGUCUUUAGGCAGCUAAGAUGGGCAGAAAAUCUCCAGUUUGUCAAAAUCGUUAACAUGCUAAAAAGCUAUUUAGGGAAAAACUUGAUAAAGAUAAAGAGAUCUCCAGCAGAACCAGCUGCCUCUUUCCAUGACUUAGCUGGUUGGGGCAACCAAGUUUAUUUGAAGGUACCACAAUAAUCAUAAAAACGUAUCAAUGAAACUCUAGAUGUUAUCUCAUCCCACAGCCUACAAGUAUAUUUUCAUCCCUCCAAAGAGGAGGGCACCCGUUAACAAUGACUCCAGACUCAGCUUAUUUGACCAGGUCGGGUUUCACUCUAGAAACAGACACCCUCCGUACUUCAAUGACACUCCAAGACAGAAGGGAAGACCAACUACCAUAAGAAUAGGGUGCCUUUGAAUGCAUGUUCUUGUAAACAUCACAUUAAAUAAUGAGCUGUCCUUUCUCUGAGUGCAGUAAAUUUCAGCUCAAGCAUCUUCACAAGGCAAAGAAUUUUAAUACUAUGUUAUUGUGACUUUACAAAAAAAAAAAAACAAGCAGACUGCCAGGCAUCCAGAAAUGUUUGUGGGAUCUCUGCCUCUGUCUUACAUGUGGCUCGUCGGAAGGGGUUGUUUUUGUAGGACUUUUACCAGAGGGCUGGGCUUGGGUGAGGUGAGUGGGCAGGCUGCUCGUUUUACAGAAUAACAAAAGGAGACAAAAAAAGAAAAGAAAGGGCAGAGUCAUGAUUUGGAAACCCUACUUCUAUUUAAAUAUAUAGGUUCUCUACAAACACACCCACAUGUGGACACACACAGAGAUAGCAGAGACCAGCAGACAAAGUCAGGAUGUGACAUCAUGCACAGGAAGAGAAACCAAAAAACGUUUUUAAAUUCUUUUAUGUGUUGUCUGUGCUGCUGAGGAAAGUCAGAGCCCCAUCGGACUGCUGGUUGACCAUCAGAGAGGAAACGAUUCAGAGGAGCCAGGGGGAACAGCUGACUACAGUGGAGUUAAAUCCUCCCUGAACCUUCGACAACUUUCCACCCCAUUCCAAACUACAUGCUGUAGGAUUUCAGUGAGAAAAGUCUCAGCUGGAAACAAGGGCUACCUCCAGUCUUCACAUGACAGACAGUAACCCCUGUUGACCUGAUUUCAACCAGGCUGCUCCCGCUCAUUCCCUCAGGAAACUCAGCUUUUUCAAACUCAAACUUAUUCUUCAUUGCGGAGACCCAAUAAUCUUCCCUUAUCCCAGGGGAAGCGGCUGAGUCAAUGGCGCUGUGUCUCGGACAAGUGUUCAGCAAAGCCAAAACAUUCAGGCCAAGGAAGCGUUUCGAGCCCGGCACGCAGCGCUUCGAACUUUAUAAGAAGGCCCAGGCCUCGCUCAAGUCAGGCCUGAACCUGAGGAAGGUGGUUCAGUUGCCCGAGGGGGAGAACCUCAACGAUUGGAUUGCGGUCCACGUGGUUGAUUUCUUCAACAGGAUCAACUUGAUCUAUGGCACCGUCAGCGAGUACUGCAGCGAGCGCACGUGCCCCAUCAUGUCUGGGGGCCUAAAGUACGAGUACAGAUGGCAGGAUGGUGAAGACUACAAGAAACCCACCAAGCUGCCUGCUAUCAAGUACAUGAACCUGCUGAUGGACUGGAUAGAGUCUCUCAUCAACAAUGAGGACAUCUUCCCCACCAGAGUAGGUGUACCUUUUCCCAAGAACUUCCAGCAGGUGUGCAAGAAGAUUCUGAGCCGUCUUUUCAGGGUGUUUGUGCAUGUUUACAUCCAUCACUUUGACAGCAUCUGCUGCAUGGGUGCGGAGGCCCACAUUAAUACCUGUUACAAACACUACUUCUACUUCAUCUCAGAGUUCAGUCUCAUUGACAACUCUGAACUGGAGCCUUUGAGAGAGAUGACAGAGAGGAUAUGUAUUUGAUGAAAACCACAUGGACAAAGGAGUUUACAUUAUGAUGUUAUCUGAGCCCCAGGAGAGAACACCAUCUGUAAAACAUUUCAAACAUUGGACAGUUUCAUGGAUUAUACAAUGUGCCGUUGGAGGUCAAUUGACCUUCCACUUUCCUUUGGAUGGUGGUGCUGCAUCUUCACAGACAGUACAUUUUUGUGGUGCUAUAUCUUUAUACUUGUCAAAACCCUACUUUUUUCAUGCAUUUAAAUACAUGUUUUAUGUGUUGUGCUUAUAUAAUCUUGUCUUGCUUAUAAAUGUUUUUAUUAAACUUA
Messenger RNA from Girardinichthys multiradiatus, 2673 nucleotides. It is a transcript of the gene mob3c, whose product is annotated as MOB kinase activator 3C. Bases 1721 to 2371 code for a protein of 216 amino acids. Gene Ontology annotation, biological process: positive regulation of protein phosphorylation; signal transduction. Gene Ontology annotation, molecular function: protein kinase activator activity. Lineage: Eukaryota; Metazoa; Chordata; Actinopteri; Cyprinodontiformes; Goodeidae. The transcript has 4 exons. The record is from RefSeq and is a predicted model, not a curated record. Gene Ontology annotation, cellular component: cytoplasm; nucleus.